Molecule: messenger RNA, 819 nt
Organism: Aspergillus calidoustus
Lineage: Eukaryota; Fungi; Ascomycota; Eurotiomycetes; Eurotiales; Aspergillaceae
Source: the annotation of a GenBank genome assembly
AUGUCGGAGCAAUUUUCCGAGCCUGGCGAAGACGCCCAAUGUCAUCUCUACGGCGCAUUCUCCCUGCUAACCAGUUCUCGGGCGAAAUGGCCACCUGAUCGAAUCGACCUCAAGGGCACCGCGUUCUGGACGUUUGUCCGCCAGAGCCUGAGGAUAUGCUUUCUGUUCGAACAGGGGUGCCCGUUUGACUUGGGGAUUGUCGACUGUAGCAACCUCUUCGCCCCGGCCAAGGAUGAAAUAUGGACGAAUAGAAUGACGUAUCUGCUUGCGAGGACCUGUAACCUGUGCUGGGGCUCGGGGUACGAUGCAGACCCUCGCGUCGCUCAAUUAGAUGCCCUGGAGGUCGAUAUCAAUUCCUGGCGAGAGGCACUACCCGAUGCUUUCAAGGCCUGGUAUUAUCGCCAGACGCGGAGCGAGACAUUUCCAACAAUCCGGUAUCUGAGUAGAUGGCAUGUCGUCGCCUGGCAACAAUACUAUACGGCAAAGACGAUGCUCGCGGUCUACCAGCACAAACCGCAGUCAACAGACUCAUAUCGAGAUAUAAACAUCCACGUGAAUUCUACUAUACUUACUGCUGCUAGACUGACCUGCGGCAUUGUCCUGUCAGAUACGGACGUCGGCUCGUGCAUCAACGGAGCACACCUGGCCUACUGGUGUGGCCAGUUCUUCACGGGUCGUGAGGAGCAGAGUAAGCUGCUAGAAUGGCUGGAAGGAUUUAUGCAAAAGACAAAAUGGCCUAACAAGACGUGCAUCAUGCGGCUGCAGAAACUAUGGGGGAUUUCGGACGGGCAGAGCACGACCUCGCCGCCUGUAGUAUAG